AUGCGGCCUCUCCAAAUACGACCUGCUGAAGCUCGAGAUUGCCCCGAGAUCAUGCGCUUAAUUAAAGAAUUGGCUACUUGUGACAAUAAACGAGGUGUAACGAACUUGACGAUAGCAGGAUUAGACCCUUAUUGUCCACCCAGGCUGCAGAAAUAUGGAUUCCUACCCCCAUUGCUCUCUGGCAUGGAGAACUGUAGAGAUUUGCUCAGAGAUGGCUUUGGGGAUAAUCCCCUUUUCUACUGCCUGAUUGCUGAAGUUUAUAAUUCACGUAAGCCAUCAGGAAGAACAGCCGUUGGAUUUGCCAUCUAUUACUUCAAGUACACUCUCUGGACUGGCAAGUUACUCUACCUAGAAGAUUUUUAUGUCAUAAAAGCUUACCAAGGUCUAGGUAUUGGAGAUGAAAUGCUCAAACGGUUAAGUCAGAUAGCCCUCAGAACCCAGUGUAAAGGCAUGCAUUUUCUUGUUGUCAUCUGGAACCGGGCUUCUGCAGAGUACUACUGUCGUCGAGGAGCUUCCGACAUUUCCUCCGAGGAGGGCCGUCAUUUGUUCAAGUUUACCUAUGCACAACUCACGGAAAUUGCAAAGUAG
This is a messenger RNA of Ochotona curzoniae (black-lipped pika), 588 nucleotides long. It is a transcript of the gene SATL1, whose product is annotated as spermidine/spermine N1-acetyl transferase like 1. The record is from RefSeq and is a predicted model, not a curated record. The coding region runs from base 1 to 588 and encodes 195 amino acids. Gene Ontology annotation, cellular component: cytosol. The transcript is spliced from 7 exons. Gene Ontology annotation, molecular function: N-acetyltransferase activity. NCBI's taxonomy places the organism in Eukaryota, Metazoa, Chordata, Mammalia, Lagomorpha, Ochotonidae.